This is a messenger RNA of Caenorhabditis elegans, 290 nucleotides long. RefSeq names its product Neuropeptide-Like Protein (gene Y39A3B.8). The transcript has 2 exons. The coding region runs from base 23 to 241 and encodes 72 amino acids. Lineage: Eukaryota; Metazoa; Nematoda; Chromadorea; Rhabditida; Rhabditidae. The record is from RefSeq and is marked reviewed.
UUUCAGGCCAAAAUUUUGAGCAAUGAAGCUUCAAAUUUUCUACUCAAUUUUAUUGAUUUUUGUGGAAUUUUUGGUGGAUCCGAGUUCAAGCUUAUUUUCCUCUACAAAUCGAAAAUUUGACCCUAAUCGCCCGACAAUGUCAAAUCAGGGCCAUCGGAUGGGGUGGCCAGUACAGCAGAGAAAAGCCAAUGAGGAAGUGGUGAAUAGCCAGAGAAACACCGAGUUUUUGAUAAUUCAUUGAGAAAAAUCAAUAAUUUUUGAGAUAUUAAUAAAGGUUUUCACAAUUCCAA